Anguilla rostrata (American eel) is the source of this 2986-nucleotide messenger RNA. RefSeq names its product dopamine receptor D2 like (gene drd2l). The record is from RefSeq and is a predicted model, not a curated record. Gene Ontology annotation, cellular component: presynaptic membrane; glutamatergic synapse; plasma membrane. The transcript has 8 exons. Gene Ontology annotation, molecular function: dopamine neurotransmitter receptor activity, coupled via Gi/Go; G protein-coupled receptor activity. Bases 305 to 1672 code for a protein of 455 amino acids. Lineage: Eukaryota; Metazoa; Chordata; Actinopteri; Anguilliformes; Anguillidae. Gene Ontology annotation, biological process: adenylate cyclase-inhibiting dopamine receptor signaling pathway; regulation of potassium ion transport; negative regulation of cytosolic calcium ion concentration.
AGAGAGAGAGAGAGAGGGAGGAGGGGGAAAGGAUAUUCUAAAAUAUUACCUAGAGACAGACUGAGAGUGAAUACAGGAGUUAAAGAGCAGGGACAGAGGGCUGAGAGAGAGAGAGAGGUUUCAUGCAAACUGAAAUGCAGUGGCAGUGAGGACUAAUAUGAAAAUUACUUUAAGUGAGUGCAGGUGCGAGAUCUGAUUACGUUUAUAUAUAUAUGUAUAUACAUUUUUUUUAAUUCAUUAUUUCUCUUGAAGGACAUGGAGCUGUAAGACUUUGUUGCACAUUAAAAAUCAGCAGUGCCCCAGGAUGGUUGUGUUUAAUCUGACCCUGGAGGAGGACUACUCCCCUGCCCCCUCCCUCUCCCCGCCUGUGCCUCCCUGCUCCGUGCUCUCCAACUCCAGCGCCCCCGCUCAGUCCUCCCCCCCGUACAACUUCUACGCGGUCCUGCUGGUGCUGCUCAUCUUCUGCGUGGUCUUCGGCAACGUGCUGGUGUGCCUGGCGGUAUCGCGGGAGCGGGCCCUGCAGACCACCACCAACUACCUCAUCGUUUCCCUGGCCGUGUCCGACCUGCUGCUGGCCACGCUGGUCAUGCCCUGGGGGGUCUACCUGGAGGUGGUUGGCGGCUGGAGGUUCAGCCCCAUCUACUGUGACAUCCUGCUGACUCUGGACGUCAUGAUGUGCACGGCCAGCAUUCUCAACCUCUGUGCCAUCAGCAUCGACAGGUACACUGCAGUGGCCAUGCCUCUGCUGUAUAACACCAGGUACAGCUCCAGGAGGAGAGUGGCUCUGAUGAUCGCUGUGGUGUGGUUCCUUUCCUUCGCCAUCUCCUGCCCCCUGCUGUUUGGACUGAACAACACAGCCAGUCGGGAGGUGUGGAAGUGCAGUAUCGCGGACCCCGCCUUCGUGGUCUACUCCUCCGUCGCCUCCUUCUAUGUGCCCUUCAUCGUGACGCUGCUGGUGUAUGCGCAGAUCUGCGUGGUGCUGCGCAGGCGGGGCCGACGCACCGCCCCGCCCCGCAGACACGCCCUCCACGUGCAGGGAGGGGCGGAGCCAGGGGAGGGGCAGAGGCAGAGGAAGAAUAAGUGCACCCACCCUGAAGAUGUGAAGCUCUGUACUCUGAUAGUCAAGCCCCCUGCCGCAGUCCCUCACCGCAAGAAAGUGACUCUGGUGAAGGAGGCGGUGGUCCACCCGCUGGAGGCGGAGCCUGUUCGCUUCCUCGGCCAAACAGAGCAGUCCUCUCGGCCCAAAAUCUCUCUCUCUGUCUCCGUCUCUCCUGCUCCCCCUCUCCCCCCCGCUGCUCGCUCGGCCCUCGUUCCCCGCGGGGCGGUGUUUGAGGAGGGGGUGCGGGGGCGGGAGGGGUGGAGGGAGAGGGACCGAGAAAGGGAGGAGAAGGGAGGGAUGGUGAAGGAGAGAGUGAGGGGGAGGCUGUCGCAGCAGAAGGAGAGGAAAGCAACUCAGAUGCUGGCUAUAGUGCUCGGCGUGUUCAUCAUCUGUUGGCUGCCCUUCUUCCUGACCCACGUGCUGCGUGUGCACUGCAGCAGCUGCUGCAUCUCGCCCACGCUGUACAGCGCCGUCACCUGGCUGGGCUACCUCAACAGCGCCGUCAACCCCGUCAUCUACACCACCUUCAACAUCGAGUUCCGCAAGGCCUUCAUCAAGAUCCUACACUGCUGAUCACCUGCAAGGCCUUCAUCAAGAUCUUACACUGCUGAUCACCUGCAAGGCCUUCAUCAAGAUCUUACACUGCUGAUUACCUGCAAGGCCUUCAUAAAGAUCCUACACUGCUGAGAGUCUACAAGGAGUUCAUCAAGAUCCUACACUGCUGAGAGUCUACAAGGAGUUCAUCAAGAUCCUACACUGCUGAGAAUCUGCAAGAAGAUCAUCAAGAUCCUACACUGCUGAGAAUCUGCAAGAAGAUCAUCAAGAUCCUACACUGCUGAGAAUCUGUAAGGAGUUCAUCAAGAUCCUACACUACUGAUGGCCUGCAAGGCCUUUACUGCUAAGAGUUCCAUAAGGCCUUCAUCAAGAUCCUAUACUGUAAAGACUUCCACAAGGCAUUGAUCAAGGUCCUAUACUGCUGAGUUCCACAAGGUUUUCUUCAAGAUCCUACGCUGCUAAGAGUUCCACAAGGCCGUUAUCAAGAUCCUAUACUGCAAAGGGUUCCACAAGGCCUACAUAAUGAUCCUGUACUGAUGAAGAUCUGAUGCAUGUCUCAAAAGCAUGAAAUGAGAUCCUUUGCUGCUUCCACAAAGUCUUUAUAAAGAUUCUACACUGCUUAGAGUAGCAUAUGGUCUUCAUAAAGAUCAUGACUUAAAUCAAUAAGAUCCUUCUUACAAAUAGUUCACAUAUAGAGUUCCACAAGCUUUUUAUGAAUAUCCUCCACUGCAGAAAGGUCCGCGAAGCCUUAAUAAAUACCCUUCACUGCGCAGAGUUCCUUAAAGCUUUCAUAAAUCGGAGAGUUCCUCAAGGCUUUCAUAAAUCAGAGAGUUCCUCAAGGCUUGCAUAAAGAUCCUUCAUAUCAGAGAGCAGAGAGUUCCUGUAUGUCUUCAUAAAGAUCCUGCAUUGCUGAGUGAAGGGGGGUGGGGUGCUAGGUUGAUGUAAAGAGGGGAGGGCAGUAGAGAGCUAUACAAAAUUGCAUUUAAUAUCUCAUUGCAUUUAAUAAUGAGAAAAGAACAACACAUGACUAUCCAACUCUUGCUGCUGACCAAGAUAAAACGUGGACAGAAGGACCAAAAGUGAGAUCAAAACUGACUGUGCCUAACUGUCAGAAAGAGAGAUCUAGACAGAGGAGGGAGCUGACAAAAAAAACUGAGAUAAGAAUGGUUCAGUCAGAUUAAAUCUCAGUAGUGAGAUAUGAAAAGAGAUACAGCCAUGAAAUACAGCUCUACUGUAAAUAUUUGUAUCUCUGAUUUUGAAAACAGUCAUUUGUGAGCACAGGAAAUGAUUGUACAUAUGAAACUAUUAAAGCAUUGUUUGUGUUUUACUUUG